GCAGGCCGCCUCCUGUCACAGGCAGACUCGGACCCGAACUAGAGAGGCUGUGCAGUCCUAGAAUGGAAGCAGGCUGCGGGAUAACCCGUCCACAACCGCAACGACUACAUCCACCCGCACGAGAGAGAUGCUGUUAUCUGACGCUUGGAACCGGAACCACGACUCCAGCUUGAAUCAUGUCAGCCCCCCUCCGCGUGGAAGUAAACGACGAACACUGCCAACCAUGCCGGCGGCUGUUGGCCGGCAUCGUCAACUACCCGCCCGCCUCGGACGAUCGAGAUUGGGAACCGCAGCUGCUGGGCGAGGAGACGGUGCGAUGUUUCAAGAGCCACCAUCCCUCGUUCCGCGCCCUCGUGGCCUCGGCCAAAAAGUCCUGCGUCGUCUGCGGGGCCACCGUGGCGGCCAUCCACGCCAGGAACUUUAUGACCUUCGCCGAACAGCUCCGCCACUUCUCGGGCGAGGAUCUCACGUAUCGGUUCUGGUUCCGGAAAAGGGAUGCGUACCAGAAUCACUGUCUGAUUGCAUUUGGGUUCGGUGCCAUGUCGCAGUACAGCGCCAGCAUCCAACUACCGGGCGGGGGCACGCGACGUGCCCUCGAGAUGGAGCUGUACCGCAGGAACGGCGCCGACAGGCACUGGAGCGCUGUUGAAACAGACAGCCUUUUCGAGACAUCGAUAUGGCCCGUCCUUGCUUCGCGGCCAAAUGUGGACUCUGGCUCCGAGGAAGCGGUGCAGAGGUCGAUACGAUGGUUGACGCAGUGCCUCCAAGACCACACCGCCUGCGCCCGACCGCCGGGUAAGCUGCCGAAGCGCGUCCUAGAUCUUUCGGUUUCGGGAGAACCCGACGUCGUCCGCCUCUACGAAACCCGCGGCGAGGUGGAGCCGUUUGUGGCCUUGAGCUAUUGCUGGGGUCUCGCGGGCGCGCUGACAACCGUUGGCUCCAACAUCGAGAGGCACCGUUCGGGCAUCCCGAUCUCAGACUUCCCGCGCACGCUCCGGGAGGCGAUCCUCUUCACGAGGAAUCUCGGAUUUCGCUACCUGUGGAUCGAUGCGCUGUGCAUCAUCCAGGACGACGCGGACGACUGGGCCGAGCAGGCCGCAAGCAUGAUGGACGUGUACGGGACCUCGACGCUCACGCUAUCGGCCACCAGCUCCUACGACUGCGACCACGGACUCUUCGCGCGGAUGAGCGAAGACGGCGCGCCGGUAGGCCGCUAUCACCACCCCGGAAGCGACGCCGGGCAUGGGACCAUCUUCCUGGAUUUCCAGGGCCCGGCGGCCCCCUUUGACCUGGACAAGGAGUUUCUCUCCACUCGCGGCUGGACGUUCCAGGAGCGGCUCGUCUCCCCUCGUACGCUCCACUUCACCGACGCGGGCAUCGUCUGGGAAUGCUCGGAGGCGAGCAUCGAGGAGGGCAUCGCGACACUCUGGGGGAAGCGGGGUCUCAAGAUGGGCUUCGCGAAUCUAAUCCGCCGCCGCGACGACCUGCUAUUAGACACCGCCUCCAAAGCCAGAGACGAACGAGCCGCCCUCCAGCAAGAGUGGAACGGCUGGAUCAGCGACUUCUCGAACCGGAAGCUGACCAAGGUCAGCGACAAGCUGCCCGCCGUGGCCGGCAUCGCGAGGACCUUUGCCGCGCGGUUUGGUGACAGGUACAUCGCCGGCCUGUGGGCGAGCCGGUUUCUCGCAGGUCUCGUCUGGAUGCGCGGCAGCAAAGCGCUGUCGCUUGUCCGGCACGGGGACUCGGGGGUGCCGUCGUGGAGCUGGGCCUCGGUGUCCGGCCGGCUGCGUUUGUGGGAUCUUGAGCCGGAACCACCAAAGGCGGGGAUCGACAUGGUGAUUCAUGACGUUCAUGUCGUAGAGAAACGGCCGGGGAGCUAUGGUGAAAUCGAUCCUGGCGGUUGUAUCAGGGCAGAGGGGAUGCUGCAGCUGGUGGAGCUUGAUCGGAGAUCUGAGAUGAGGAAUCCGAACGGGCCGUUUUAUCCAUGCCGCAUCACCGACGGCCUGGUGCCGGGUGUUGAUAUCGAAUGCUGGAUGGACGAGAUGGAGCAUGAGAAUCCCGAGGAGCCGUACGAGUGCUGGUGCCUCAGGCUGUGCUCGUAUAAUGAUGGCGGCUAUGGCAGGAAAAUUGCCUUUCUGUUCCUAGAGGAGUUGCCUGAGGGGGGGGACCGGUUUCGGCGUAUUGGUGCUGGGGUGACUGAGGUUUUUGAUGAUGCGGAUAGUGUAGAUCCCGACUGGGAUAGGGUGUUUGCUUCGGGGAAGUGGACCAGGUUCCAGCUUUUCUGACGGUUACUACUCAAUAGCAGCGAUAGCGUAGAUGACAGCAGGGUGUAAAGAACUACCGCGUAGAGAAUCGGAAGCUACCUAAGUAGUUCUAUCUUAUCAGCUUAUCUAGCUAGGUAAUCGACAAACUUAUC
Chaetomium fimeti is the source of this 2416-nucleotide messenger RNA. RefSeq names its product heterokaryon incompatibility protein-domain-containing protein. NCBI's taxonomy places the organism in Eukaryota, Fungi, Ascomycota, Sordariomycetes, Sordariales, Chaetomiaceae. The transcript has a single exon. The record is from RefSeq and is a predicted model, not a curated record. Bases 177 to 2285 code for a protein of 702 amino acids.